This is a messenger RNA of Drosophila yakuba, 1596 nucleotides long. RefSeq lists its product as uncharacterized. Gene Ontology annotation, cellular component: cytoplasm; myosin complex; vesicle. Bases 96 to 1241 code for a protein of 381 amino acids. The record is from RefSeq and is a predicted model, not a curated record. Gene Ontology annotation, biological process: vesicle transport along actin filament; actin filament organization. NCBI's taxonomy places the organism in Eukaryota, Metazoa, Arthropoda, Insecta, Diptera, Drosophilidae. The transcript is spliced from 3 exons. Gene Ontology annotation, molecular function: actin filament binding; cytoskeletal motor activity; ATP binding.
UACUUUUUAAUAAAUUCUAUGAUUCCGUAAAUCGUAGGAAAGCCCAUGAUGCGCAUGCAAGAAUAUCCCAAGGUGUACUCCGCGCAGAGGGACAAAUGCUAGAAAGACUUAGUUUAGUCUUAGAUUUUUGCUAUUGCGAGCUUAACAGGACUACCGGACCAAAGACAUUAGAAUUUCGCAUUUCGCCCACAUCGCACUCGGAUCUGCUGAACGGCGACGAGCCGGCCUCCACGCUGACCCAAGACUUCCACACUCGGCUGGACAAUCUGCUGCGCACCCUGGUGCACGCCAGGCUGCACUUUGUGCGCUGCAUUCGGAGCAAUGGCACCGAGGCUGCCGGCAGCUUCGAUAGGGCGACGGUGGUGCGCCAGAUUAGAUCGCUACAGGUCCUGGAGACGGUCAACCUGAUGGCCAGUGGGUUUCCGCAUCGCAUGCGCUUCAAGCAGUUCAACGCCCGCUACCGAAUGCUGGCACCAUUCCGGCUGCUGCGUCGCAGCGAGGACCAGGCUCUGGAGGAUUGCCAGCUGAUACUGCAGUACGCGCUGGAGCAGCUGUCGGUGCUGGAUGGCUCGGUGACCCUGGCCUGGGCGCACGGCAAGCGUCAUGUCUUCCUCAGCGAGGGCAUUCGCCAGCACUUGGAACACUUGCGCACUGAGAUCAGGCACAAGAGCGCCAACCUGAUGCAGGCCAUCCGGCGCGGCUCGUGGUGGCGCAAGAAGAUGAGCAGUGGCGGGCCCAAGCGCUCUAAACACUUAGGUCAUCAACAGGCGCCACUUUCGAACACCAAGGUCACGCCGAACUCCGCCGCGCAGAGCAAGGCCGUGGUGGCAGCUGCUGCGCCUAUUUCUGUGCCACGGCUCUCGGCCAAGACAACGAACCCGUGCAUUGGGGGCACAGUGGCCAGACCCAGGCCACAGCCCAUUGCUGGCACUCCGCAAGAGAAGUGCGACCAGAAGAUCAUACAGCAGACCUGCAACUUGUUUGGACUCGAUUUGGAACGUCCGCCGCCAGUUCCACCAUCUCAUUCCUUCACAAUCACCGGCAACUCGAAGGUAAGCUAUCCCCAAAAUCGGGUCAUGAAGAUGAACUUCCCGGAGGAGGGACAGUCGGAGGCGCCGCAGCUGAAGAAGGGCGAGGCGGUGACCGUGGUGGGUGUCUCCACCGUUCGGGGUCACCUGAUGGUGGAGCACAAGGGGCAGAGUUUCCAUGUUCCCUUCCAGUUCAUGACACUCAGUAAAUAAUAGGUGUAGGAACUUAAAGGAUGGAUAUAUGGCUCUUCAACUCUUCCCGAUAAUAGACGUGCCCAAUGUUUUAAGACUGUAAAUAUUCCACUUGGAAGUUUUAAUUGCUCCAAUUGGCCCCGGACUUACGUAGUAUUAUUAUGGUCGUGUUUAUGAAUAAAUGCCAAUCGAUGGUUGUAGCUUUAAUUACAUACCCACACGUGCCAAUCAAAUAAGUUCGUCCAUAUAAUUUAUAAGUAUUGUACAUGUUACUGAGAUUACAUUAUUUGCCGUUCAAUUAAGAAUUGUGUAUUUUAUUAGACUACGGUUCAUUUUGUCAUUCAAAUAAACGAAGCAUACAUUGAAAUAUUUAAAA